Molecule: messenger RNA, 3011 nt
Organism: Frieseomelitta varia
Lineage: Eukaryota; Metazoa; Arthropoda; Insecta; Hymenoptera; Apidae
Gene: aos
Product: protein giant-lens
Exons: 4
Coding region: 1064-1960 (298 amino acids)
Source: RefSeq, a predicted model, not a curated record
AGAGAAGGGAGACUCAUUCAUGUUUUGCCUCUAGCUGUUAGAAGUCCAGUCGAACGAAUAGUAUACGCUCGUACAGCACGAAUGUUGCGAGCCGUUUAACCUCGGACUAAAUCGAAUCGUAUUGCAAAAUAUAAAUCGUAAAACGUAGGACGUAGGACGUAGAACGUAGGACGUAAGACGUAGGAGGAGCGAUAAAGAAGAUAAAACGUGGAGAACGCAAGGACACAAGAAAUACAGUGUGGGGCACAGCGUGUGUAGCGAUCGAGUAGAACGUGACUGUUUUGAAAAGUGUGCGACAUCGGCCACGUUGCUGUUCACUGCCUGAGUGACUGUAUUUUCUCAUUGGGCGCGAUAAUACCAAGAACCGGAAAAUUCAGUUUCAUGUUCGAAAGAACGAGUUAGAUUUCAAGACUUAUUUGGAUUUGUUGAAUGGGCAACUACGUUGCAAAGUGUUUUCGACUUGAAUUUAUUCGAUUUCUGUGAAUAGAGAUACUACUUAGAAGUAGUAAGAACUCAAUUAUAACAACAUUUCAAGAUUUCUUAGCAUUAAAAUCUAAAACCAUCAUUGAAUUAGCAGUUGAAUCAAGUAGGACUUUGAUAUUUAUGUUUAGAGAAUUACCAAAUUUAUUGUGCAUGGCAUAAAAAGAUUGAGAAACAAUUACUCGUACAAUAUGUUAAUUGUAAUACCUGCGACGGUUAGUGGUAAAUUUGUUAAUGGUGGUAUAUAAACGCGUACACGUGCGUGCCUUGUUUCAUGUUCGAAUAUUGUGCUGCGUGGUUAAUGCUGCUAUUUCAAGUUCUCAUUUUCGAUUUUAUUCGACAAUAUUGACAACUGUAUUGGCUGCACGGUGAUCUGGGUAUUCGUUGGAUGAUCGGUGAUCGUCGCGAUCACCGAUCGUAAAAACAAACAUUUUUAUCGUUUUUGUCGGACGUGAAGGAGGACAAGAGGAAAGAGAAGAAAAAGAAGGCAGAGAGAGAGAGAGAGAGAGAGAGAGAGAGAAAAGAAGAAAAAGACGGGAAGAAAGAAAAAAAGAAGCAGGAAGGAUCGCGUGCGCGCAAAAGGAUGGCCGAUUUGAUCUGUUUUUUGCUAGCAAUGUUCGGGCAAUUGCUCGUUCGUGAAAGUAAGGGUAGUCUCCUUGGCGUGGAACUCGAUAAAACCGGUGAAAAAUUUCUCAAUGAAUAUUUAUCGUUCGAUGACGGCAAAUAUCUCGCGGAGUUACAGGAGUUUGAAGAUACAGCGAUCGAGCUUGAUUUGAUCGAUCAAAAGAAAAAACAUCGACCGACGCAUCAACCGCCCAGGGUGCUCUACCAAAUUGGGGACAGCGAAGACGAGUUGCCCGAAUGUUCAGACCGAAGCGAAGUUUGCAGCAAGGUGGAUUUAUACGGAUCACCUUGGGUCGAGAGACAAUGUCGUUGCCCGGAUGGUCGUGCUUGUCCUAGCAGUUUACACGGAGACGACGGACACACGAUAGUUGAUAAAACACGGCAAUACAAGCUUUGCGAGCCAGUGAAACGUCUACCCAUCUGUCGUUACUUCAAAGACGUCACAUGGACGUUGGCUCCUGGAGGGGGUCCAGCGAACGCGACGGUUCAGCGAGUUUAUUGCCGAUGUCGGCCAGGCAGCGUACCUUAUCUAGUUCGAAGGCAAGCCUACAGAUCUUCCGAGGGAAGUCCAGGAUUUAUCUACGCAUUCGCGUGCUCUCCUCAAAGCAGACUACGUUGUCAACACAAGGAACCCUGUCGACUGUUCACUGUACGCAAGAGACGGAGCUCGCAACUCGAGGAGGUAAACGCAUCGCCUCUUUGCCAGUGUCCGAAAGGCCAUCGAUGCCCGAGAAGACACACCGAUCCAGGAUCACUGCCAGCAAGAUCUUAUUCCGGCGUUUUAGAAAUUAAGACGUACAGCGGAUACUGCGUACCUUUGCAAUCGCAUCAUUCCGAGGCAGUUUAUAACGUUUAACACGAUUGCAACUUGAUUUUGAAGCGUGUCGCAUGCAACUAGCGCGUUUGCACUCGCUCAAUGAUAAACAAUGACAAAAUAAAGGGAAAUUCUUCUUUCAUUUGUGAUAUUCGCGGCCGCGAUGUGUGCGUAGUUUCAGUAUUCUGAAAUUUUGAACGCGUUCUUCUCGAGCCAACAGGAAGAAAAAUAGUAGCACGGGGAGCUGAUCAAUCGCGAUUUUGGUGUCGAGGUGUAUAAGAAGACUAUAAGAUAAAAUUACUACCAAUCAGUGGUCUCGAGUGAUUUCCGUUCAUUUGGAGUUCCAAGUUGUACCGUCCAUUCAUAAAAGCCUAUAAAAUCGUAAAAUCCAUUGAACUGUUCCAUUCUCUCUGCACAAUCGAUACGACUCAAAAGUAAUUUUGAUUUCUUUCGUUUCGGAAAUAAAACAUGUUUGAAUUGGGAAAUAUUAGAUAUCAUCGUUUGAAAAAUAUCACGAUAGAAAAAGUCUGUUAUUAUACACAUUUCUUAUUAUAUACACGAUAUUGUUACAUUAUUACGUGCUACACUGUAGUGUAAUGUCUCUUUUGUAAAUAUUUAAUUUAACAAAAAAUUGAAAUAAACAAGUUUCAUUAUCGUCAAUUCAUUAUAACCAAUAUCACAAUCAUCAUUGCCGUAUCUCGUUUUCAUUAAUGUAUUAUAAUAAUAUUACAACGAGGUAUGUAAGUUAAGUUAGGCCUCAAUUAACUUUGUUAUUUAUAUCAAUUAUUGUUAUUAUAUGUAUAUGAAUCUUAUUAUUAUUAUUACUAAAUUUAUUAUUCUUGUUGUUCUAAUUUAUGUAGUAAUGGCGAUUAUUAAUUAGCAAUCAUUUUACCUGAUACCAAGUUAUGUACUCGAAUCUUAUGUAUGUAUGUAUGUAUGUAUGUAUGUAUGAAUAACGUAUGUAUAAUAUAUCCUCGAUUUCUUUUACGAGCAUUACAUAACGAGCAAAACGCUGUUUGAAAGACGUUAUCUCCUAGAAUUCAAACGAGAAGCGAAAUAGCAAACAAGAGGUGCAAAUAAAAAAAGAAAGAAA